Molecule: messenger RNA, 2157 nt
Organism: Batrachochytrium dendrobatidis JAM81
Lineage: Eukaryota; Fungi; Chytridiomycota; Chytridiomycetes; Rhizophydiales
Product: dynamin-related GTPase MGM1
Exons: 3
Coding region: 1-2157 (718 amino acids)
Cellular component (GO): membrane; cytoplasm; microtubule
Molecular function (GO): GTPase activity; GTP binding; microtubule binding
Source: RefSeq, a predicted model, not a curated record
AUGGCUUCAAUUCAUCCCAAAACUGGUGUGCACAACGCCACAUCUGCUUCUAGUAGUGUUGGUCAGGAUAACACUGGUUCCAAUCAAGACCUGCUAGGCUUGACCAGCAAGCUGAUUGAUAUUCGCAACCUUCUCAAAACUAUUGACCGUGCUUCAGCUGCUCUUAAUCUACCCAGUAUUGUUGUGGUUGGAUCACAAAGUUCAGGAAAAAGCUCUGUUCUUGAAGCUGUUGUAGGUCACGAAUUCUUGCCAAAGGGUGCGAAUAUGGUGACGCGUCGCCCUAUUGAGCUCACACUGAUCCAUACACCAGACUCCAAGGAAGAGUAUAGCGAGUUUCCACAGUUAGGACUAGGAAAAAUAAAAGAUUUCUCUCAAGUUCGUCGCACUCUCACUGAUCUCAACCUGGCUGUCAGUGACGCUGAAUGUGUUUCCGAAAUACCCAUCGAACUUCGUGUCUAUUCCCCAAAUAUUCCUGACCUGACUCUCGUUGAUUUGCCAGGCUAUAUCCAGAUCCAUACAAAAGAUCAACCACCUAUCCUCAAGGAAAAGAUUGCGGCUUUAUGUCAGAAAUAUAUCCAGGAACCCAAUAUCAUCCUUGCUGUAUGUGCAGCCGAUGUGGAUCUUGCAAAUUCAGAAGCUUUGAGAGCGAGUCGUAAAAUCGAUCCUUUGGGACUACGUACCAUUGGUGUGAUUACCAAAAUGGAUUUGGUCGAGCCUCAGGCUGCCGUGAAUAUCCUUGAGAACAAAUCAUACCCACUGGCUCUUGGAUACAUAGGUGUGGUCAACAAAACAUCGUCACGAAGCUUUUCACAGGCACUUACUCGCCAAGAAUCCUAUUUUCGCAGUCAUCCCGAGUUCAACAAUGCCAUGGUUGGCACUGCUACAUUGCGACGUCGUUUGGUCGAAGUUCUUGAGGAGCACAUGGGGCGGUCCCUUCACUCGAUUGUUGAUGCCUGCCAAUCUGAACUAGACAAUGCUCGUUACGAGUUUAAAGUGCAGUAUAAUGACCGUAGUAUUACUGCCGAGUCGUAUGUUGCAGAAAGUAUGGAUAUUCUCAAGCAAAACUUUAGGCGAUUUACCCAAGAAUUUGGCAAGCCUCAAGUUCGAGAACACAUUCGUGAUAUGCUAGAAAGCAAGAUGCUCAAGAUUUGUUCAGAUAUCUAUUGGAGCGAUGAAUUUUUAUCACAACUUCCACGCGAAGCUCUUGAAUCUCCGUACUGGCAAAACAAACUUGACAUCAGCUCUGCAUUAUUAACAAAGAGUGGUGUUGGAAAGUCUACUGUUCAGCUUGUUGUGAAUUUGCUGACUUCCAAGAUGGAAGACAUUACCUCUAGCCCACCAUGGAGUUUCCAUGAUGAAGCACGUGAACAGAUUUUACAGUUUAGCGCCGAGAUUUUGCGAUCCAAGUUUCAUACUACUGUGGAUCAGGUAGAGAAUACAAUCAAGCCGUACAAAUUUGAAGUGGACUGCACGGAUUUGGAGUGGCAUGAUGGCCAAAAACGUGCUGCUACUUUGCUGGAAUCACAAAUUAUUCAUCAGCAAGCCGAGCUUCAAGAAAUUAAAUCAACGAUUGGCCGUCGUCGUCUUCGAAACACUAUUAAGCAAGUCAAUAAGUUGGAGCGAGAUGCAGCUGUUCAGGCAGCAUCCUCUGAUUCUGGUGCAGCGCCUGCACAACCCUCUACGUCCUCAUUUUCGUUUUCAAACCUCAUGUCUUCAUCGUCUUCAUUAUUACCUAAUUCAGAUGAUUUGCCAGACAAUCCACUGGCCAACUCUAAACUACUUGAAAAAGCUCGACAAGCACUGCAAAUUCAAUCAGGAUUAGCCACAAUACAACAGCGUCUUACAGCAGUCAAAUCUCGUCAAUGUUCACUUCCUGAAAACAAAGUGGCAUGUCCCGAAGUUUAUCUGUCGGUUGUAUCAGAAAAGCUUGCUUACACAUCAGUCAUGUUCAUCUAUCUUGAACUCCUCAGCGAGUUUUUUUUCCACAUGCCGAGAGAGAUGGACAACCGAAUGUAUUAUGGACUGUCGCGCGCACAGAUCCGCAAGUUUGCAAGAGAAAAUCCGUCAGUGAUGAAGCAUUUGGACACCAUUGAGCGCAAAGCUACGCUAGAAGUUGUGAUGGAAAAACUAAAGACGUUGACUCGGAAUGGCAAGUAA